GGCGAAUCGCACCUCAUCCUCAUCCGCACACAUAACUACAAUACAACACUUCACUCUUCAGAUCUCACAUUCUCCCUUCGCCAUGGCCACACUCUUCGAUUCCCUCGCCGUCAGUCGCCUCCCUUCCGCCGCCUUCUCCCCCGUCGCCGCCCGCCGGACCUCCGUUAAGCUCCCGCACUGCGCCGGCCUCAAGCUCAGACCCGCCGCCACGCGCUUCGUCGCCUCCCCCACUCCCAAAACCGUCUCACGCGCCGCGCGUGUCGCCUGCGAGGCUCAGGAUACUGCUGUCGAUGUGGCUCCUAUUACUGAUGCAAAUUGGCAAUCGCUUGUGCUUGAAUCUGAAACUGCUGUUUUGGUUGAAUUCUGGGCACCAUGGUGUGGUCCCUGCAGAAUGAUUCACCCUAUAAUCGAUGAACUGGCAAAGCAAUAUGCAGGGAAGCUCAAGUGUUACAAACUUAACACUGAUGAGAGCCCUUCAACUGCUACAAGGUAUGGGAUUCGAAGCAUUCCAACUGUUAUGAUCUUCAAGAAUGGUGAGAAGAAAGAUACAGUUAUUGGUGCUGUGCCCAAGUCAACAUUGACCACGAGCAUUGAAAAAUUCGUAUGAGGUGGUAAGUAAAGAAGGCCUUUGCCAGAAGGAAAGCUGUUUUUUCCUAUUAGCUUCUUUUCUUCUAAGCCCAUGUCUCAGGUUUCGAUAAUUUGUUUAGUCAGAUACUUGUUUAUGCUUCUGUACAGUUAUCGGAUGCAACCUUAAUUUUCUGUUUUUAGAUUAUUCUAGUUAUCAAUAUGCUAAAUGAAUUUUCCAUUGAAUCA
Messenger RNA from Cajanus cajan (pigeon pea), 813 nucleotides. RefSeq lists its product as uncharacterized. NCBI's taxonomy places the organism in Eukaryota, Viridiplantae, Streptophyta, Magnoliopsida, Fabales, Fabaceae. The record is from RefSeq and is a predicted model, not a curated record. Gene Ontology annotation, molecular function: protein-disulfide reductase activity. Gene Ontology annotation, cellular component: cytoplasm.